Molecule: messenger RNA, 924 nt
Organism: Pocillopora verrucosa
Lineage: Eukaryota; Metazoa; Cnidaria; Anthozoa; Scleractinia; Pocilloporidae
Product: adenosine receptor A2b-like
Biological process (GO): G protein-coupled receptor signaling pathway
Cellular component (GO): plasma membrane
Molecular function (GO): G protein-coupled receptor activity
Source: RefSeq, a predicted model, not a curated record
AUGGCAAACUUCUCCUUGGCUAGUUUUACAAACACCACAAACAUAACCAGAAGAGAAGGCGACAGAGAUGUCCCAUCGAUGGCUGAUUCUCUAAUCAUAAUCAUCAUCAACACCAUCACUUUUCCCUUCACAGUUAUUCUCAACUUACUUGUGAUAAAGGCUGUAAAAACGACGCCUCGACUCCGUACCAACAACAACAUAUUGCUGGCCUGUUUAGCGGUGACUGACGCAUUAACUGGUCUCCUUGGUCAGCCAUUGUUUAUCCUGUGGAGAAUUUUCCUUAUAUUCAAUCUUAGUAGCAGUAAGACGGUUGGAGCUUCUUUUAUCUCGUUUCUACUUGUUAUUCUUGUAUCUUCCUACUUUCAUCUGAUGUUGGUUACUUUCGAGAGACUCAUAGCCAUCAAAGUUACAAUGAAGUACUCAAACAUUAUAACUGAGAAGAACAUGAAGAUAGCAGUGAUAGUAGUUUGGAUCAUUGCGUCCUCUUAUGGGGUUUUAAGAAUGGGAAAGGUCAAUACAGCACGUUAUUUGACAGGGCCAGUCGCCAUUUCAUGUAUUCUCUUUCUUACUUUCGCUUACCUCAUCAUGUAUCGAGAAACUGUUCGCCACAAAGAGAAGAUAAAAACUCAACAACUGCCCCAAGAAGAUGUGGAAAGAUUUCUGAAAGAGAACAAAGCACUUAAAACAACUCUUUUUGUCGCUGGUGCUGUUCUUGUUUGCCUUCUUCCAGUUGGUUUCUUUUUUGUUGUUGCAGUUGCGGGCCUCCGUGAUAUUUUCCCCAUAAACUUACCAUUGAUAUUUACAUGUGCCAUGCUGAACUCGCUUGUUAAUCCACUGAUUUACUGCUGGAGACAAAAAGAAAUGGAAAAUGUCAUUUUCGGAAUGAGAACUCAGAUCGUGCAUUUAGACGUACAAAACCGAUAA